Sabethes cyaneus is the source of this 846-nucleotide messenger RNA. Its product is annotated as ras-related and estrogen-regulated growth inhibitor-like protein. The record is from RefSeq and is a predicted model, not a curated record. The coding region runs from base 145 to 846 and encodes 233 amino acids. NCBI's taxonomy places the organism in Eukaryota, Metazoa, Arthropoda, Insecta, Diptera, Culicidae. Gene Ontology annotation, molecular function: GTPase activity; GTP binding. The transcript has 5 exons.
UGAAUCUUAAGCAGUAGAUUAAAGAGACAGACAGACUUUUAGGAAUCUGUGUUGGAUAUAGAAUUCAAUCAGUUAUCGGGAGGUAAUAUUUCAACCGUCAAGAUAUCGUUUCGAAGCAAAUCCAAUCCCAGAGAGUCGUCCGCCAUGAAGACGGAGGAAAAAACAAACGUACCCCGGGUGCGGAUAGCAGUACUCGGCAACAUGAACGUUGGAAAAUCAGCCCUCACCGUCCGAUAUCUGACGCGAAGGUUCAUCGGCGAGUACCGUUCGAACACCGAUCUGCUGUACAAGCAAACCGUAACCUUGGAGAGCGGCGUGCUGGACGUGGAGAUUGUGGACAUCUCGGCCGAGAAUGAGAAUGAUUUCCCCAUGGAGCAAAUCCAAUGGGCGGACGCCUGUCUUAUCGUGUACAGCAUCACGGACCGUGCCAGUUACGAGUACGCUCAGCGGUCAUUGGCCGAGCUGCGACAGUUGCAAAACUCGCCCUCGGCCUAUCUGAUUGGGAACAAGGCCGAUCUGGACCACUUACGAGAGGUUCAAGAAACGGAAGGAGCCACCUUGGCCGCAUCGCACGCGAUCGGCUUCUGCGAGGUGUCCGUUGCCGACAAUUCGCCCGCCCUGUACAAAGCAUUCGAGCGGCUGCUGAUCGAGUCCCGCGCCCGGCCGGUUAAGCCCAGGAAAUUUUCCGUCAGUAAAAUGUUCGGUACUCUCAUCGGAAACAAUGGCACCCGGCAGCCUUCGGCAGCGGUCAGCCAGGGCACAGUAGUGCCUUGUCACAAAGGGGAACUGCACAAAACUCGGGUGAUGAAACGACGACAAGCAUUUACCGCGACGGCAUCGCUAUGA